Tetrahymena thermophila SB210 is the source of this 954-nucleotide messenger RNA. RefSeq names its product carrier protein. NCBI's taxonomy places the organism in Eukaryota, Ciliophora, Oligohymenophorea, Hymenostomatida, Tetrahymenidae. The record is from RefSeq and is a predicted model, not a curated record. Gene Ontology annotation, biological process: transmembrane transport. The transcript is spliced from 4 exons.
AUGAUUCCAGACGCUUUUAACAAUAGCUUUUAUCCAAACAAGUAAAAAUAUACAUUCUGGAGAUACACAAUAUCUUCAUUUGUUGCCCAUGCUAUAACAAGAACUGUUCUUGCCCCAAUCGAGAGAUUAAAAAUAUUGUUCUAAACAUAAAAAAUUAUGAGAGUCCUUGAACAAGAUAGGUACACAUCAUAUCUAAGUGCUAUAAGAAGAAUAUAUUCUGAGUAAGGAUUUUUAUCAUUUUGGAGAGGAAACGGCACAAAUAUCUAUAGAGUUAUUCCUACCAACAUGAUUAAAUUCGCAACUUUUAUACACUUCAAAGAAGAAAUCUUUCCCAAAGGAGAAUAUCGUUAUUCCGGUUUGGAUUUAAUUAGUAGACAUUUCCUAUGUGGCAUGAGUUCUGUUUUUUUCAUAUAAAUGUUCUGUUAUCCUUAUGAUGUUAUCAGAACACGUUAAAUUUGUGAUCAAACAAAAGCAUUUGAAACUAGAAUGUAUGGAGGUACUUGGGAUACCAUGAGGAAAUUACUUCGUACUGAAAAAUAUAAAUCUUUAUAUAAAGCUUUCUGGAUUAAUUAUUUUUGUGGUGCUCCUUACUUAGCAUUGGCUUAUACAUUUUAUGAACAUAUCCGUAGUCUUUAUCACCCAUCAGUUCCUGAAGAUUAAUAACCUCCUUAAAAUAUGCUUUUUAAAUUAAUGGGUGCAGGAGGACUUGCUGCAGCUGGAGCUUCAAUAAUAACUUAUCCCUUAGACACAAUUAGGAGAAGAAUGAUGGUAAAUGGAGGUAUAGGAUUUGAAAGAGAAUAUAAAAAUGUAUUUGAUUGUGUAAAGAAAAUAGCUUAAAAUGAAGGAAUGAAGGGAUAUUAUGGAGGCUUCUUUGCAAAUUUAGUAAAAGUUGUUCCUGCAUUAGGUCUCUAAUUUUCAGUCUUUGAUAAUACAAGAAUGUUAAUUUUUGAAUGA